AUGAUAAAUACUUUACCUAGAUAAUAAGAAGAAGUAAAGUAUUAAAAUACUAAUGAAAUACACAACCAACUUGAUUACAGAUAAGGAAAUUCUGUUGUUGGAAGACUUUUCAUGUUGAAUGUAGCUAAAAUAGCAUUUAUUAUUAAGAAAGCUCUUAAUAGUGGAUUAAAACUGAACUUUAAUCAUAUACCAAAACUUAUGGAUGAUUAAAAAGUAGAAUAUAAUUCUAAAUAUUUUAUUGAAAAUCUUGAUAAAGUACUAUAGAAAUCUGAAUUAACUCCAUUAAAAGUUUGGUUUUGCUUACUCUCUGUUUUCAAAAAGAAGAUCAUGAUCAUUGUUUGCUACAUGUUUUUUAAUAUAUCACUAAAGUUGUUUAAUUCUGUGGCUUUAAACUUUUGCAUCCAGGCUAUCUUAAAUUAAGAUUAAGAUGGAUCUUAUCUAUGGGGAGCUAUAAUGAUGAUUUCUAUGCUUUUAUCUAGCUUAUUCAGGCAAAAUGACUGGACAUUAGGUUAUAGCAUGAACACAGAAUUGAGAGGAGCUUUCGCUUUUACUAUUUAUAAAAAAAUUAAUAAUUUAAGUGCUUAUGAAAUUAAGAAAGCAAAUCUUGGUAAAGUAAUUAAUUUAGUUUCUAGUGAUCUUAAUAUCAUUGAGGCAAAAUUUAUUUACUUAUUUUAAUUAGCAGCUUCACCUUAUACAUUAGGUGUUGCUUGCAUCAUUUUAAGCUUUAGACUUGGUCCAUUAGGAAUGCUAAGUAUUUUAUUUUUAAUAUUAACUUUUCCUAUCCAGAGGUGGAUUGGUAAAAUGGCUUCUAGACAUACAUCAAAAAGAAUACAAAAGAGUGACGAAAGAAUAAAAUUAAUCAAUGAGAUAUUAGAAGGAAUUAGGAUUGUUAAAAUAUAUGGAUGGGAAGAAGCAAUUAAGAUGAUUAUAGAAAAAAUAAGAAGCGAGGAGAUUAGAGAGCUAAUUAGAGCGUGUGUUCUUUAGUAUAUAGAUAAAUCUAUAUCUAUUUCAAGUGUACUUUUAUCAGCCGCUUUAACAUUUAUGAUUAUUUAUUACUAGGGUUCUUACGAAUUAAAUAGUGCUAAGAUAUUCUCUACUAUUGAAAUGCUCUCAUAUCUUAGAACAAACUUAAUGAUGUAUUCAGGAUAUGCAUUUGGUUUCAUUUUCGAAUUGUAAAUAUUUUUGAAAAGAUUCAUAGAAAUUUACUCACUCAAGUAACCUAAGAGCAAUCAAGCAGAAUUUAAUGAUUUAAAUAUUUUAGAGCAAAAUGAAUUGAUAAAGUUUUAAAAUUUCUAUGCUUACUGGAAUACACCACAAUUACCAAAUAAUGAAAAAUAAAACUUGAAUUAGAUUAUUGUAUCAGAAUAAAACACAGUAAAAACAGAAAAUGAAAUCAGUAAAAUUAUAGAGAGCAAUUAACAGCAAGCUGUUUUAAAGAACAUUUCUUUGUCUAUCAAAUUUGGAGAUCAUGUUGCUGUAGUUGGUAAAAUAGGAAGUGGCAAAACUUCAUUUUUGUAAUGCUUCUUGGAAGAAAUUCCUUAUUUUGAAGGUAUAUUUUAGAUUAAGAAACAAAAUAAAAAUUAAAAAGAAUUAAGCUUUGCUUAUGUUGAAUAAGAGCCAUAUAUUUUUUCAAGUACAGUAAGAGAAAAUAUCUUAUUUGGAGCAGAGUAUAACGAAUAAUGGUAUAGUUAAGUUGUAAAAUCUUGCUGUUUAAUAACUGACUUAGAAUAGUUUUAAAAUGGCGAUAGUACAGUUAUUGGAGAAAGAGGAGUAAAUUUAAGUGGAGGUCAAAAAGCUAGAAUUUGUUUUGCUAGAGCUAUCUAUAGAAAUGCUGAUUUGUAUCUUUUAGAUGAUCCCCUCAGUGCUGUUGAUUCUAAAGUAGCUUUUGAGCUUGUCAAAAAUUGUAUUUUGGGUUUGUUGAAAGAUAAAACUAUCAUUUUAGUCACACACCAAAUUCAUUUUACAAAGUAUUGUGAUAAAAUUAUUAUGUUGGGUGAAGAGGGUUCAAUAUAAAAAUUAGGAAAAUUUGAAGAUCUUCAAGAAGAGUUAAAAAAGUUGGCAGCUGGAUAGCUAAAAUUCGAAAAAAUGGAUAAAAACGAUGAAGAUAAUGUGGAACAAAUUUAAACCUUAAGUGAAAUUAAUUAGUAUAUAUAGCUUGACGACAUAUAAAAUAAAGAAAUGAGGCAAGAAAUAAUAGGUUAUGAAGAAAUAAAGUUAAAAUAAGAUAUCAAGCGAAAUGAGGAAAAGAAUUAGAGUGAAUAAAUUAAAAUCAGUUUAUCGACUUACACAGAAUUUGUAAAAAGAAUUAAUUAAGCUUUUAAAUGCUUCCCCUAUAUUACUUUGAUUUUAUUCAUACUCUCUGAAUGCGCUUUUACCACAUUUAAUAGAGGUCUUGGCUUUUUUGAUCAAACUUCUUCAGAUUCAAAAGGAAAUCUUUUCGGAUUUCUUAUUGGAUUUGCGUUUUUAUAUUUGAUAUUGAAUGCAACAAAGUUUGUUGUUCUUUCAACAGGCAUUUCACUUGGAAAUAAAAACCUCCACAACAGCAUGUUUAAAUCACUAAUUAGAGCUCCAAUUUUAUUUUUUGAUAAAACUCAUAGUGGAAAUCUGAUGAAUAAAUUUUCAAAUGAUGUAAGUUUGCUUGACAAUAAUUUACAUUUUGCUUCCAACGACUCUUUAGAUAUAUUUUGUAAUUUCUUCAAUUUGAUGAUUACUUGUAUUGUAUUUAAUCCUUACACAGUAAUACCUGGGUUUUUUGAGCUAGUUCUUUUGUUUUUCUUUUUGUUAUAUUGUAAAGACAUAAUAAAUUAGACUAGAUAGCUAGAUCUUUCUCAUAAGACUCCAGUCUUUCAGCAUUUUUAAUCCACUGUAUAAGGUUCUAUUGCAAUAAAAGUAUAUCAAUAGAACGAUGCUUUUUUAAAAAAAAUGCAAAUACUUGCAAACAACAGUGUUACUGCUAAUUAAUCUUUUUGGAUGGCUAGCAGAUUUUUUGGCAGUUUUACUUAAAUUUUUGCAAUAUUAUGUUCUACUGUAGGAGUCUUUUUAAUUUUAUCUCUACCAAACAAUGAUCCUACUAAAUAGGCUCAAAGUUUGACAUAUUUCAUGUUAAUUGUAGAUGCUAUUCAAUGGUGCUUGAGAUAAAUGCUAACAACUGAUUCUAUAAUGUCCUCAUUCGAAAGAGUUAAGAAUAUUUCUACAUUGGAAUCUGAAGCUCCCUUAUAAGAGAGUGAAGAAGUUAGGAUUAAAUAUUAAAAAGAGCUUUAAAAUUGGCCUUAAAAUGGAUAAAUUGAAUUUUAAAAUGUUUUUAUGAGGUACAGUAAAGAGACCAAUCCUGUUCUUAAAGGACUAAGUUUUAAAAUUCAGCCUGGAUAAAAAAUUGGAUGUGUUGGUAGAACUGGCGCAGGCAAAUCAUCAGUUUUGCAAACCUUAUUUAGAUUAACGGAGCCAGAAGAAGGUUCAAUAAUUAAAAUAGAUGGAAUAGACACUUCUCAAUUAGGACUUCAUACAUUGAGAUAAAGAAUUUCAAUUAUUCCGCAAAUUCCUUUUGUUUUUCAAGGGACGAUUAGGAGAAAUCUUGAUCCUUUUAAUUAAUAUAGAGAUGAUUAAAUAUGGGAGAGUCUUAAAAUGGUAGAAUUAGAUUAUUAUGUAAAAAAUAAUUGCUUGUAAGGUCUCUAUACAGAUAUGAGUAUAGCAUCAAGCGUCUUUUCUGUAGGCUAGAAACAAUUAAUAUGCCUUGCUAGAGCUCUUCUCAAAAAAAAUAAAAUUUUAGUUUUAGAUGAAGCGACAGCAAAUGUAGACAUGGAGACAGAUAAUCUAAUUUAGAAAACAAUCAGGAGUAAAUUUAAUGAUUCUACGGUAUUAACAAUCGCACAUAGAUUGAACACAAUUGCUGAUUAUGAUAAAAUUAUAGUGAUGAAUGAAGGAGUUUUGGCUGAAUUUGACUCUCCUUUUAAUUUAUUAGCAGAAUCUAUAGAUGAUGAAUGUAUAACCAAGCAAAGUUUAUUUGCGUAGAUGGUAAAAAAUACUGGUAAAAAUAACUCUCAAACAAUAUUCUAGAUAUCAAAAAAGAAGUUUCUGGAAAAAUGA
Molecule: messenger RNA, 4083 nt
Organism: Tetrahymena thermophila SB210
Lineage: Eukaryota; Ciliophora; Oligohymenophorea; Hymenostomatida; Tetrahymenidae
Product: ABC transporter C family protein
Exons: 6
Biological process (GO): transmembrane transport
Cellular component (GO): membrane
Molecular function (GO): ATP hydrolysis activity; ABC-type transporter activity; ATP binding
Source: RefSeq, a predicted model, not a curated record